AAAAAAAAAAAAGUCGACAAAAAAUCUUAGCAGUCACAUUUCGGGUUGAAAGGCGAAUGUCGGAGUUUGUGUCGCCUUUCAGUUCAGUGUGCUCAUUCAACCUCUCACGAUAUGCUCAUUGCAACGGUGCCAGAGUCCGCUGGUUCAAAGCCUGCUCUGUCUCCUCUUCGGCUGUUCCUACUCACUUUUUGCAUGGUUGGAAUCCAGUUCACUUGGACCGUAGAACUCUCGUACGGCACUCCAUAUUUGCUUUCACUAGAGCUGUCAAAGGAAACGACGGCCCUGGUGUGGCUUGCAGGCCCAAUGUCAGGACUGCUGAUGCAGCCUUUGAUAGGAGUUCUGAGCGAUCGCACUACUUCUAGAUUUGGAAGACGCAGGCCUUACAUCGCUAUAGGAAGUGUGCUAGUUUGUUGUUCAUUGUUGGGUGUGGCAUUCGCUCGUGACAUUGCAGCAUUUAUGAUCAAUAUCUUGGGCAAAGAGGCUGAAGACCCUCUUCAUUACGCUAGAAUUAUCGCAAUUGUGCUCUUAUGGAUCCUCGAUUUCGUUUUGAAUGCGGUACAAGCAUCGUGUCGAGCUCUCAUAGUCGAUGUCCCACCUGUAUGGCAACAAGACGCAGCGAAUGCUAUGGCAUCUUCCAUGUCGAAUAUCACCAUGGUUUUCACAUACAUUGUCGGCUUCCUGGAUCUCACUGCAUACCUUCCGGUCGCAGGCGACUCGCAAUUCAAGGUUCUUUGCGUGAUUGCAAUAUUCGUGUUCCUGGUAGCUCAGUCUGUUACAUGUUUAUCUAUAACAGAGGAGGUGUAUGAUGUUAUUGAAGCAGAUUCAACAUCGUGGCAAGAUACAGCAAGGCAGGUUCUCCAUUCUUUCAAAUCCCUUCCUCGACCUAUACAAUUGGUAUGCAAUGUCAUCUUCUUCGCGUGGAUGGGAUGGUUUCCAUUCCUCUUCUACAGCACCACCUGGGUAUCAAGUAUUUAUUUUCAAACUCACCCAGAUAAAGAUUCAAGUGAUUGGGCUAGCGGAGCAAGGGCAGGGUCGUUUGCGCUAUUGUGCUAUGCCAUUGUUGCUGUGAUCUCUGGCAUACUUCUUCCGGCGCUGACCACUCAUUCCAUUCGAAACGUCACUCUAAAGAAUGUGUGGACCUUUUCAUUAUUGGUCUUUUCAAUCACUAUGAUCUCAACUUGUUUCGUUUCUACUGUUAGCGGAGCAACCGUCAUACUCUCACUCCUUGGCUUAUCAUGGGCUUGCAUCAUGUGGAUCCCGUUUGCGCUCAUCGGAGAGUACCUUAAUAUCUACAAUGAUAGCCAUCGUGCCACAUAUCAAGAACCUAUCCUACCUAAAGUGACAUACGGAGCACUCCACCGCGCUAGAAUAGGUGAAGGGAGCGGCAGCUUGGAUGACAUGGAAGCCAAUGAUGUAUCUCGAAAUAAUGAUUGGCUUUUGUGCAGUCAAUGCGAAUCCGGUAUGGUUCUGGGGAUCCUCAACAUGUACGUUGUGUUUCCACAGUUUGUGGUUGCCAUCAUUGCCUCGGCCAUCUUCUACUUUGUUGAUUUGGGUGUAGGAGAUAACCUCGAGGAUAAUACCACAUACAAAGGUAUCUCAAUACUCUUACAAUUUUCGGGAAUCAUGGCACUUGUAGCCACUGGGCUCAGUAGAUAUGUCAUAGAUGUGGAGAUUGGUCCCAAAAAAUCCACUUAGAAGGCGAAUUAGCAAAAUAAUGAGAUUAGCAUGUUACGAAACAUAUAUAAAAUAUUUAUGUCAGUAUUUUGAGUAAAUAUACUGGAAGUUGGUAUCA
Molecule: messenger RNA, 1792 nt
Organism: Umbelopsis ramanniana AG
Lineage: Eukaryota; Fungi; Mucoromycota; Umbelopsidomycetes; Umbelopsidales; Umbelopsidaceae
Exons: 7
Coding region: 112-1695 (527 amino acids)
Cellular component (GO): membrane
Molecular function (GO): sucrose:proton symporter activity
Source: RefSeq, a predicted model, not a curated record